Molecule: messenger RNA, 27422 nt
Organism: Danio rerio (zebrafish)
Lineage: Eukaryota; Metazoa; Chordata; Actinopteri; Cypriniformes; Danionidae
Source: RefSeq, a predicted model, not a curated record
UAGUAUGGCUGCAGCGGUGGGAUGCUGCUGGAACUAGAACAGACCUGAACGGAGCAUCCACACCAGCACCAUUCCCAAAAACAGGAAGCCGCCUGCCUUUUUAAAACUGCCCUCGAUUAGAAGCAGAGAGAGAGAGGGAGAGAGAGAGAGAGAGAGAGAGAACAGGAGGAGAACAUUCAGAGCUCAGUCGCGCUGUGUUUUCACACGGAAAGCUUCUCUCCCCGGAGGAAAUAAAGGAUAGCUGAUGUGGUUUUCCACACGCACACUUACACACAUGAAGGACACAAAGAAUCAGCGUGCACAAUGGCUCACUUUAAGGACGUAGCUGUGAAAAAGACCACGUCUCUGAAUCUGGUGACGGGAUUCUUUCAGUAUCUUCGCGAUGAACAGGAGUCGGUGCAGAAAAGAACUUUCACAAAGUGGAUUAAUUCACACUUGGCCAAGCACAAACCUCCUUUUGAAGUCAACGAUCUCUUCGAGGACAUCAAGGAUGGGGUGAAACUGCUGGCUCUGCUCGAGGUGCUGUCUGGCCAGAGAUUACCAUGCGAACAGGGCCGCCAACUCAAAAGGAUCCACUGGGUGUCUAACAUUGGCACAGCUCUAAAGUUCCUGGAGGGAAGGAAGAUCAAACUAGUCAAUAUCAAUGCUACUGAUAUUGCUGAUGGACGCCCGUCAAUUGUCUUGGGGCUGAUGUGGACCAUUAUCCUCUAUUUCCAGAUUGAGGAGCUGACCAGUAACCUCCCAGCCCUUCAGGCUUUAUCCAGCAGUGCGUCUUCAGUGGACAGCAUGGCCAGCUCUGAGACCGGAAGCCCACCAAUGAAACGCAAGGUGGUCACCAAGUUUCAGGGCAAUGCCAAAAGAGCUCUGCUCAGAUGGGUCCAAAACACAGCAACCAAGCGUCUUGGGAUUGAAGUUAAAGACUUUGGUGCUAGUUGGCGUAGCGGCGUAGCCUUCCAUUCUGUUAUUCAUGCCAUUCGGCCAGAACUCGUGGACAUGGACGUCGUGAGGAAAAGAAGCAAUCGAGAAAACCUGGAAGAGGCGUUCAGUGUAGCAGAGAAUGAGCUGGGAAUACCACGCUUACUAGAUCCUGAAGAUGUGGAUGUGGACAAGCCUGAUGAGAAAUCCAUAAUGACCUAUGUAGCUCAGUUCCUGAAGCACUACCCAGAUCCCCACCAGUCUGAGACAGAUGGACAGCAAGAGGAGUAUGAUCCACAAGAUAUUGAGCUAAUGCUUGAGCGAGAGGAACGCAAGGUGCUGAGAGAGGUGAAGAUCUGGCUGGAUCAGCUGGAGAGAGAUGUACUGCGGGCACAGGGAUCUGAAGAGAGUCUCACUGACAAAUAUCAGGCCUUUAAGAGCUUUCGUGUGCAGUAUGAGAUGCGAAAGAAGCAGAUCGAGUCUCUCCUGCAACCGGUGCACAGGGACGGAAAACUCUCAGUGGACCAGGCCGUGGUCAAGCAGUCCUGGGAUCAUGUGUCCGUCAGGCUCUUAGACUGGCACAUCCAUCUGGACAAAUCUUUGCCUGGUCCUCUGGGAGUGAUCGGGGCCUGGCUGCAUCGGGCAGAACUUUCCCUGAGAGAGGACGUCCCGAUUCAACAGGCCCACGAAGAGACGGCCAACAUCAUCCACAGAAAACUGGAGCAGCACAAGGAGGUGUUAAAGAACUUGGAGGGACACAGACAGACAUUUCAGCAGAUUCACAGAGACCGAUCGGUAAACGGUGUACCGGUACCACCAGAGCAGCUUCAGGACAUGGCAGAAAGGUUUAAUUUCGUGACCACGUCAUCUCACGUCCAUCUAAUUAAAUUCGAGUUCUGGGAGAUGAAGUAUCGCCUCAUGGCAUUUCUAAUGCUGGCGGAGUCAAAGCUCAAAUCAUGGAUCAUUAAAUACGGCCGGCGGGAUUCAGUGGAGCUCCUCCUGCAAAAUUACAUUGUGUUCAUUGAAGGUCACAAGUUCUUUGAGCAAUAUGAAACCACUUUCCGCACCCUGAAACAGGCUGCAGACACCUACUUGAAAUCUGGGACUUCAGAUGGCAAAAUCACCAAGAGAGCUGAAGAGGUUGAGGGAGUGAAUAAGUUUCUGAGCGAUGCAACAGCACAGUGGAAAAACCUCUCCGUGGAGGUGCGCAGCGUCCGCAGCAUGUUGGAGGAAGUGAUCUGCAACUGGGAGAAAUACAGCAGCACAGUGGCCAGCCUGCAAGCCUGGCUGGAGGAUGCAGAAAAGAUGCUCAACCAAUCAGAGAGCGACAAACGGGAGUUUUUCCGGAAUCUUCCUCACUGGAUUCAGCAGCACAUGGACAUGAACGAUGCUGGGAACUUCCUGAUCGAGACGUGUGAUGAGACCGUGUCCAGAGAACUGAAACAGCAGUUGCUGCUUCUCAACGGCAGAUGGAGAGAGCUGUUUGUCAAAGUCAAACAUUAUGCAAGAGCAGACGAAGUGGACAAAUUGAGGAAGGAUUAUGAUGACGGGAUUGAAGCUUUAAAGGCGUUUAUUGACACGGCCAAUGAAAGGAUGAACACUCCCGUUCAAGUGUCUUUUCUCAACAUACGGACAUAUCUACAAGACGUUGAGGACAUCAAGCACAAAGUGCCCUCCAUGGAGGCGGCCUAUAAGACGGCCACACGCAACGCACAGCAGCUGACCAAAGACCUUUCAGAGGACGAGAUUGCACACAUGCUGAAUAACAUGACAAACAUCAAGGAUGAGCUCAGCAAGAUAAGAGAGAGAGCUCUGCCCCUGCUGAGGGACUCGCAGGCCAUGCUGCCUCCACUGGAGGAGAUGGAGAAAAAUAUCACUGGGUUCUACCAGUCGCUGGAGAAGGCCAGCCGCAUCACUUCCUCUCGGGACUCAGAAGCUCCAGGAGACUUCACGCAGAAGUGUCAGGAGCUGGUGACCUAUCAGCAGAGCUGUAAAAAGUGUCUGUCAGUGAUUGAUAAAAACCAUCAGGUUAUUCUGAAGUCACUGGACACCAGUAAGAACCUCAAGCACCUGGACACAUCACUGCUGGAGAGGAGAAUCACUGAGCUUCAGGCUUCUUCACAGGGCAUGGUGAAAGAAACCACAGAAUGGAAGCAGCAUGUGGAGGCGAACAGCAGCCUUAUGAAGAGAUUCGAGGAGUCUCGUGUGGAGCUGGAGAAAGUUCUCAAAAUAGCUCGCAGCUCGAUGACUGAGAGAGGAAACCCAGAGGACCUUCUGAAAAAGCACACUGAGUUCUUCGGUCAGCUGGAUCAGAGAGUUCUCAAUGCGUUUCUGAAAGCCUGUGAUGAGCUGACAGAUAUUCUGCCAGAGCAAGAACAGCAGAAUCUACAGGAAACAGUCAGGAAGCUGCACAAACAGUGGAAGGACGUCCAGACAGAAUUUCCCUAUCACCUGCUGCAUCUGAAGGUGGAUCUGGAGAAGAGUCGCCUGAUGACAUCACUGCAGGAGUGUCAGGCCGAACUGGCCCGCGAAAACCGCAGUUUGCCCAGUGUCGGCAGCGAGAGGUUAAUUAAAGAGCACCGAAUGUUUUUUAAGGAAAAGGGUCCACAGGCUCUUUGUGAGAAGCGGUUACAGCAUAUGGAUGAACUGUGCUUGAAGCUCCCGGAAAGCCAACAGGCUCAACAAACCCUGGUGAUCGCCAGAACAGCAUUUGCAGAGGUCAAAGAGGAGAUUGACAGCACACACCAGAGACUAAUGCAGCACCCGGACAAGUGGAAGGAGUUUAACACCAGGUUUUCUGAACUCUCUGCUUGGGUUACAUCAAAAGAAAGUCAGCUCAGACUUUUGCGAAACAGAGCUGGAGAUCCCAGCAAGUUUGGACAAGUCAAGUCCACCAUUGAGAGUCUGAGGAACGAUGCUGAACUGCAGGAGGGGAAUGUGAGCUGGUUGAAGAACCGUUUGGCUGCUCUGAUCGAGAUCUGCACAGAAAGUGAUGCUCAGAGGCAGGGAGCCGCUCUCAGCAAACUCUCCAAUGACUUCAAGGGUCUCCUCAUCUCCCUUUCUGAGUCCGAGAAGGUGGUGCUGGCGGUCAGCGACUGUGUGCAGUUCAGAGAAGAGGUGAAAACCACACUGGAGGAACUGACUCAGGGUCAGAAGGAGCUUCAGUCUGACAACAGCAAGAUUCUGGACUCAGAGUCAGUCAGAGAAGCUCAACAACUCUUGCUGCUUCAUCAGCAACAGCUGAAGCGCCUCCGGUUGAAGAGGAAAGACAUGCAGGAGCAGAUAAACCGCGGAAAGCAGCUGCAGAUCGAGGAGGGUUUGGAAGAGAGUUUACAGGAUGACCUGCAGAAGCUAGAGUCCACUCUGAAGAAAAUGGAUGAAAACACUGAGUCACAGGAAAAGAAUCUGGAGGUGACUUUAUCAGCCUGGCAGGAGUUUGAUGCUCAGCAGGCGUCAGUGAGGGAGUUUGUGGGUAAAGUGCGAUCCGUCACAGAGAGAGAGAUGAACUUCAGCAGUCCAGAGAGCCUGAGCUCAGAGCUGGAGCAAACCAAGGAUCUCCUGAAACAGUGUGAAACGGAGGUCAGACAGGUGAACACACUUCUGAAAAGGGCCACAGAAAUCCAACUGGGCCCCAAAAACCAGUCUCUUCUUCAGGAUCAAGCACGAGCUUUGAGCGAACAAGUGGACAAAGUAGAGAAAGGACUCAAGCGAGAUGUGAAGACUUUGGAGGGAAUGAAAAGUCAGUGGGAUUUGUUCGGGAGUGAGUUUGAAGCGUUUUCCUCAUGGAUAAUGGAGAGAGAAAGAGAAAUGGAUGCCUUAAAAAGCUCCAGCAUACCUUUGGACCAGCAGAUCUGUACUGUACAGACCAUCAGAGACGGUCUGCAGGAGAGAUCAGAGGUCCUGUCUAAUCUGGAGGAAAAGUCUCAAUCGCUCGUCCAGUUUGUGUCAUCUGGCGAAUCUGCACGAAUCAAAGCCCGGCUGACACAGAUCGGCAGAUACUGGGAGGAGCUUAAGGAGAGUGUGGACCACCUGAGUGGACAGCUGGAGGAAAGCUCCUCCCACCAGACUAAGUUUAACUCCAAUCUACAACAGGUACAAUCAGAAGUUGAAGAGAUCCAGAAGAAACUUGACAACCCCGUCACCUCCUGCAUAUCUUCAUCCGAGACCUACAAAACUCUACAGAGUCACAUGGAUGUGUUUCAGAGUCUGGAGAAGCUGAAGGCCACGCUGCUGUCUCUGUCUGCUGGCGCCCGCAGGCUCAGCGAGAGGGAGAAGGCAGAGAGAGCCGUGGCGGCCCUACAGCAAAACUAUGAGCAGUGUUUAAAACAGGCCAAGGAGAAACAGAACCAAACCGAGAGCCUUCUGUCACACUGGCAAAAGUAUGAAAAGGAUUGGUCUGCACUGAAGUCAUGUCUGGAGAGAUGUGAAGCUGCGUGUGGCCCUGACAGUCAGUCUCUGCCAGUCGACAAACUAAAGCUGGAUGGAGAAUUGCUGGAACUAAAACACCUGCAAACUGAGCUUGAGUCCCUGGAGGUAGUUUAUAACAGACUCGGGGCCCAAACACCGUCCCUUUACACCACUGCAUCAGAUGAACGCGUGAAAACACUCAAAGAAGACCAUCAACAGCUGGAGAAAAGAUGGAUGUGUCAGACAACAGCUAUACCUCACAGAAUCCAGGUCCUUCAGCAGCAUCUGUCCCAGGUUGAUCAGUUUGAUCAGGCUCUUCAGAAGUUUUUCAAAUGGGGAGAGUCUUUUCUGUCUUCUCUACACUCCUCCUCUCACACUGAUAUCACUGAUCUUCAGCCUUCCACCAAUGAUAUCAAGGAAAAAAGAGAAGCUCUCCUAAAGCAAAGCAUCGUCCGGCAGAAUCUUCAGCAGCAAACUAAAACCCUGUGUGACGUUUGUGAGCCAGCUGAAGUCCAGCAUCUUCAGGGAAGGUGGGAGAGCUCCUUACAGCCGUACCUGGAGGCCCAUCAGCUGGUUGAACUUCGAGGAGAGAGUUUGGAGAAACUGGAGGCCUUUCUACACACCCACAGUGUGGCAGCGGGCGUUCUCCAGGGCCUCAGACAGACCGUGGAGAGCGCUGGGAGUUGGGAUAAAAGCCGGGUGGAAGAGCUGCAGAGAGAGCUGGAAGCCAUCGUUCCGGAUAUCAGCCGCCUUGAAACGCUCGCCGUGAAUUUGGACGGCAACCUGUGUAAAUCUCACCUGCACUUAAUGAGCGGGAAAGAGACACGGUCCUCGUGUCGUUCACUGGCUGACUCCUUGAGCGCUGAAUUGGACGCCGUGAGAAACCUACUGGGCUCCAAACAAAGCGAAGCUGAGGCUCUCGGUGCUCUUUGGAGCUCCUUCAGACAGCGUAAAGAACAGCUGCUGAAAACUGUGGAGGAUAUUGAGGAGAAGGCGGAUCAACAGGGCCUGAAGGAGCCCAAUGUGCUUACUCUACAGCAGAGGCUUCGGUUUUUCAAUCAGCUGGAAGAUGAGCUCCAGUCUCACCAGCAUGAGGAGCAGUGGCUCAGGGAUAAAGGUCAACAGCUCGCUCACAGAGAUGCUGAGCUGGGCAGUGAAGUGCUAAGAGAGAUUAACCUGCUUCAGACUACCUGGGAGGACACUAAGAAACUCAUUACUGAGAGACAAGAGCAAAGCAGUGCUUUAGUAGACCUCAUGAAAGACUACCAGACUCUGAAGUCUUCAAUAAACUCCAUUUUGGAAAGCGCUGAUGCAAUAGCCGAUAUUAAAUCUGUCCUGAAAGAUCAAGAGGACACGCGGAGAUCCUUGUUGAAGCAUGAAGCUGUAAAAGCAGACAUGGCCAGUCACCAGGAUGUACUAGACCGAUUCUCCAGUAAAGGGAAGAAGCUUUUAAGUGAAUUAAACAAGAUCCCUGAUUGUGACACACAGAUUGUGAAGACAGAAAUAGAUGCUACAGUGGACCAGUGGCUUGAUGUGUCCGAAAAAAUCGAGGACAAUCUGGAAAGUCUCAAGAGGAGUUCUGCUCUGUGGGUGGAAAUCUACGAUAUCAAUGGAGAAAUCGAAAGCUGGUCCAACAGCUCGGUUAUGGAUCUUACAGAUGGACUCAAUAACUUCAACGAUAGCCAGAAAACCGCACACAAACUCUCUGAAGUCAAGGUGGAUGUUGGCCUGAAAGAAAAGAAGAUUGAUGCUUUACAAGAGAAAGUUUCCGAGAUGAAGCAACUCUGUGGUGGACAAGAUGUCCCCGCUAAACUACAGGUCAUGGAGACGGACCUCAGAAGGAAACUUAAUAGCAUUGAAGAGUUAUGUGAUCAAGCCAAGAACAACCUCCAAGAUUUCUGCUGUCAGAAGAAGCAGCUGGAGGAUUUCCUCAGCCAGAUGUCUGAGUGGCUGAUGAGCGUUGAGAGAUCUUUGGUGGAUUCACCGUGUGGAACGGCUCCUGAAGAGAUCUGCAGAGUCAAGGAGAUCCAAAAGGAGCUUCAGAACCAGCAGGCGAGCAUUGAUUCAGCCCGGGAAAGCUUGAACACGCUUUGCAGGAAAUACCCAUCUGAGGAACUAGCUGGUCUAGGAUCUUCCCUAACCGACCUCAUCAAGAAAUAUGAAACAGUCAAUCAGAUCUGUGUAAAAAGGCUCGGGUCCAUGCAGCAUGGCCUCCAGCAGCACUUUAAUGAUCUUGUGAAGGAGUUUCAUACGUGGCUCUCAGGACAGAAAGACAUUGUGAGAGAAUGUGCAGACCAUUCGGGUGAUAUGAGCGUGGUGGAACGCAAACUGCAGAAACUGAAGGGAGCUCUGGAGCGGGUGGAGGAUGGAGACGACCGUCUAACACUGGUCUGUACAGAGGGAGAGAAGCUUCUUCUGCAUCUCCCCAAAGCCAGCGCCGGUCAGGUUCAACAGAGCCUCUCCUCCAUCCAGCAGGACUGGGACAGUUAUGUGGAGCAGUGCAGACAGAACCAGCAGAACCUGGAGGACAGCGCCAGUCUGCUCAGCGGGUUUGACGGCCGUCUGCAGAGACUGAGCCGCUGGCUGGAACGCAUGGAUGUGAAGAUGAGCACAGAGCUGCCAGAAGGAAGACAUGGCGAUCAGGAGAGAGUCACGCUGGAGCGGGUGGAAGAAUUCCAGCAUGAAGUGCUCAAAGAGAGGGACUCGUUUGAGGGUCUGUGUCAGGAGGCUCAGGCUCUCAGUGAAGGAGGUCACGGCAGCGGGUCAGAGGUCAGAGCGUCUGCGCAGCUGCAGCACCAACAUCAGUCUCUGCUAAAGGCUGCACGGGAACGGCUGCGCGUCUGUCAGCUCAGCAUGCAGGAGCAGCAGAACUUCCAGGAGACACUGCAGAGCACAUGGCUGUGGCUGAGCAGCGCACAGGAGCGGCUCACUGCUCUCAACAGCACCGGCGGGAAUAAAGAGACACUGGAGAAGAGACUGGCGCUCGUUCAGGACAUCUUGCUGAUGAAGGGUGAAGGGGAGGUGAAGCUAAACAUGACGGUUGGGAAGGGCGAGCAGGUGCUGAAGAACUGCAGUCGAGACAAACAGGAAGUGAUUCGCUCUCAGCUCAAGAGUCUGAAAGAUUCCUGGGCCAAUAUUCUCAUGACCGCCAUGAGCUGCCACAGUCGUCUGGAGUGGACCGUAGCUCAAUGGAGCAGUUUUCAGGAGAGUAAAGCACAGCUCCAGCAGUGGCUGGAGAUGGUGGAGCAGGAGGCAGGAGUGGCUCUACCUCAGCAGCCCGGGCUGAAAGAGAAAGCCGCUCUGCUGGAGAGACUACGGGUCAUUCAGGCAGAUGUGGAGGUCCAUUCGACAGCACUGAGUCGCCUCAAUGAGAAAGCCACAGAGCUGUAUGAGAAGACAGGAGACCAGGCGUUUGCCGAGAGACCAAAAUCUGACUUUAACACACAGUUUACCAACAUCACUGCGGUCAUUAAAAGUAAAGUCCAGCAGAUGGAGGAGAUUGUCAAAGAGCAUGAGCAGUACAUGGAGUCAGUGCGGGACCUGAAUGACUGGCUCACCUCGGCUAAAGAGGAGCUUCAGCGCUGGUCAGACAUGUCUGGAGAUGCAGCUUCUGUUCAGAGGAAACUCUCUAAAGUCAGAGGUCUAUUAGACUCGAGGAAGCAGGGACGUGAGCGUCUGACCCGAGUGCAGAGCUGCGGUGCCGCCACACGUGACCACACAUCUACAGUGGGCUGUGAGGUCCUGGAGCGGGAGGAGGCCGGGCUGCUCUCCGCCUGGGAGCAGUGGGAGCGCGGAGCCAAACACGUGUGCUCGGGUCUGGAGGGUGUUCUGGCUCAGAUGGCAAACUCCGAGCAGGAGUUCAACAGUUUGGCUGCGCAGCUGGAGCAGGACCUGCAGGAGUUCAGCAGCAAACUGCAAGAGUGGCGCAUCAAGCUGCAGCAGGUGGAGGAGAUGAGUGCAGGAGAAGAGGCUGUGCAGGGCUGGCAGAUAGCCAAGGACACCCUGGAAGCUCUGCAGAAUGUGGAGCCCAUGUCUGACAAUCUAAAGUGUCAGCUGAAUGACUUGUGCCGGUUCUCCAGAGAUCUGGGCGCUCAAUCUGAAAGAGUGUCUGCACUCAUUAAAGAAUACAACAGUCUCAGUCUCCAGGCGUCUCGAGAGUGUCAGGGAAAGGAAAAGCUGCUGGAGCAGAGGUUUCGUGCUGCUUUUCGAGACUUCCAGCAGUGGCUGGUCAAUGCCAAAAUCAAUACAGCCAAGUGUUUUGACGUGCCUCAGAAUCUGGCUGAGGCAUCGUCCAGCCUGCAGAAGAUCCAGGAGUUUCUGAGUGACCGAGAGCAAGGCCAGGGUAAACUGAACACAGUGGCGGCAAGUGGAGAGCUGCUGAUGAGCAUCGCUGCUAAAGACAGAGUGGAGUCAGUCAGAGCUAAAAUCAACUCAGCCAGAGAAGACUGGAAAACACUCAUGACCAACCUGCACCAGAGAGAGAACGCCUUACAGAAUCUCCAGGCUCAGAUGCGGGACUUUGAGACAAGCGUGGAGCCCCUUCAGGACUGGCUGAAUGACACUGAAGAAGCCGUUCAGGAGAGCAGCAGUCGACUGCAGGACCUCACAGCUAAGAAACAGGAGCUGCACAGGUUACAGUCUCUGCUAGAGGAAUUAGCCUCUAAGGAGCCUCAGCUGCUCAGGUUGCGGGAGAAGGCCCAGCAGCUGUGGGACGGACACACGGCCGGAAAGGGCUUUGUGCACCGUGUCUCGCAGCUCUCUGCUCAGUACCUAGCUUUAAGCAACCUGACCAAGGAGAAAGCCUCCAGAAUUGAGCGUGUGGUGUCUGAGCACCAGCUGUUCUCUCAGGGCCUGAAGGAGCUGCAGAACUGGGUGUCCGACACCAGUCACAUGCUGCAAACCUACUGCACUCCCACCGCAGACAAAAACGUGCUGGAUAGCAGGAUGAUCAAACUAGAGGCUUUACUUACAGCCCGUCAAGAGAAGGAAAUCCAACUGAAGAUGCUGCUGACCAGAGGAGAGUCUGUCCAAAGGAACACCUCCGCUGAUGGGGUCCCGCUCGUCCGCCAGCAAAUCGAGGACCUCAAGGACUCCUGGGAUGGACUGCUGUCAGCAUCUAUACAAUGCAAAAGUCAACUGGAAGGCGCUCUAUCCCAAUGGACCAGUUACCAGGAGGACGUGCGCCAGUUUGUAAGCUGGAUGGAAACUGUGGAGGAGACUUUAAGCUCAGCGGAUAAACAGUGUUCGGAGAUGAGAGACAAAACCACCAAUCUGGGCAAAGCCAAACUGCUCUUAGAAGACGUUUUGAGUCACAACAGCGUCUUGGACGUCAUAUCCAUGAAGGGAUCCAACAUGGCUGAACACUAUGUCACCCAGCUGGAGAUUCAGGACUUGCAGGAGCGCUACAAUAUUGUCAAAGAUAAAGCUCAGUGUGCGGUUGCUAAAGCGGAGGAGCUGGUUUCGGCUCAUCAGGAGUACCAGCACAGCCUGCAUGAGUUUAAAGACUGGCUAGAUCAGCAGCAGGAGAGACUGAGCUGCUACACACAGCUGGAGGGAGACACCGAGACGCUGGAGGACACACUGCGCAAACUACAGGAGCUGCAGGUUCACUGUACAGAAGGUCAGGCUCUCCUCAACACUCUGCUGGUGAGCAGAGAGCAGGUGAUUCCCUGGGGCGUCCCUCAGCUGGAAGACCGCUGUCUGGAAGGCGUCCAGCAGGAGUGGAGCUCGUAUCAGAGCCGGCUCACUGACACCAGAUCUCAGCUAAACAGCGCUCUGGCUAAACUCCGGCAGAUCGAGCAGAAGUUCCAGCGGCUGGACAACUGGCUGAAGGGGAUGGAGAGUAAAGGCCAGUUACGUACCGGACGCCGCUCCGACAGAGCAACCAAAGAGGCCCAGCUGCAGCUCCUGAAGGGCUGGCAUGAGGAGGUGUUGGUCUACCAGGAGGAGAUCGAGGGUCUUAGUGUUUUGGCCCAGCAGGUUUUAGAGGAGACGCCCAUCAGCAGCAGAGUCAGCACUCGAGCCACACAGCUGACCUCACGCUAUCAUGCACUGCUGCUGCAUCUGCUGGACACUAUUAAGCAGCUAAAGGAGGAAGUGUCCUGCAUUGAGGAAUCUCAGAGUGUGUUCUGCACCUUCUCUGAUUGGUUGAGCACAGCACAGAAGAAUUUCAGUAGCGUGACCACCACCAACAUUGAUGUGGUCGAUCGGGCUGCCAUGGAGAAGAAGAUGAAAAAGCUAGAAGCUCUGCAGGGCGACAUGGAGCUCGGUCACACUUUCCUUAAGACCAUGCGUGAAAAGACGGACCGUGCCAUGAUGUUCCUGGAGGAGCCCGAGGCAGAGCAGCUGAAGGAGGAGGUGGACAGCAGACUCUCUCAGCUGGAGACACUGAUCAGAGCUCUGCGAUCCGAGAUCAGCGCCACCGAGAAAUCCAUACAGCUCUCUAAAGACUUCCUGGACAAGUAUAAGACUCAAACACAGUGGCUUUCAGAGACAAAAUCACUGCUGGCGUCCCCUGUGGAGCCAAAGGCCGAACUCUACCAAAAGAAGGCUCAGUUGGCCAAAUAUAAGACAAUCCAGCAAACCAUCCAGUCCCACGAGUCAGCCGUCAAAUCAGUAAUCGAGAAAGGAGAUGCUCUUCUUGAAACCAUCCGGGACCCGUCCAUCAGCGAGAACAUCGGCAAGCUGAAAACUGACUAUCAAGACUUAUGUGCUGAUGCCAAGGUUCAUGUUCAGAGUUUGACAGAGAGCGUGAGGGAGCAUGAGGACUAUAACAGUGAACUGCAGGAAGUAGAGAAAUGGCUGUUACAGAUGUCAGGCAGACUCGUCACCUCUGAUUCAAUGCAAAGUGGCAACCUGGAGAUGGCCACACAACAGCUAGCCAGACACAAGGCAAUAAUGGAGGAGAUUGCUGGAUUUGAGGAACGGUUGAGCAGUCUGAAGGACAAAGGUGACCAUCUUGUCAGUAGCUGCACAGAGCAAGUCCAGGCCAAGAUCAGUCAGCAGAUCCAGGCCCACCAGCAGGGAACCAGAGACAGUUAUUCAGCUAUCUGCAGCACAGCACAGCGUGUGUAUCAGAGUCUGGACCGUGAGCUCCAGAAGCACGUCAGCCAUCAGGACACCCUCCAGCAGUGUCAGACAUGGCUCUCCUCUGUUAAAGAGGAGAUUCAGAUGCAGCCGCAAACUCCCUAUGGUCUGCAGGAGGCUCUGAAACAGGUGAAACACUUCAGGGCCCUACAGGAGCAGGCCAGCACGUACCUAGAUCUGGUUUGUUCAGUGUGUGAUUUAUCUGAUGAGUCUGUGAGAGCCACAGCUGCCAAAAUACAGCAGACCAAAACAAUGAUUGAGGAGAGGAUGAGCACUUCUCAAGAGCUGUCAGAUAGCUGGAGGGAGAUCAAAGAGCAAAAGCAGGAACUCUCGACACUCUUUCAGGACAUGGAGCAGCAGCUGCAAAGUCUCUCCAGAAGACCCGCUGAGCUGGAGACCAAGAUUGCUCAAAACAUGCUUGAUCAAGCCAGGGAGUUUGGCCAACAGCUUCAAAACAGACAAAGCACUCUGACCAAGAUGACAGAGCUUGUAAGUAAGCUGACAGAGGGCAAGGAGUCUCCUGAGCAUACAGAGAUCGGCCGACUGAGUCACGCGUGGCUGGAACUGUGUCAUCAGGCCAACAAACUCCAAACACAAAGAGAAGAAGAUCUGCAGAGGACUAAAGAGUAUCACGACUGCAUCAGUGCCAUGGAAGCCCUCUUUGAACAGGUGUCAAAGGAAUGGGACAACCUGGCCAGAACUGAUGCUGAAAGUUCAUCUGAUCAUCUGGAGGCUCUUCGGAAGCUCUCAGUUGUUCUUAAAGACAAGAAAAGCACACUUGAGGAUCUCAAAGAGCAGAAGCAAAAAGUAAUGUACCAUCUAAACCUGGAUGACAAAGAGCUGGUAAAGGAGCAGAUAGGCCACUUUGAGCAGCGAUGGGCUCAUCUAGAGAGCCUCAUUGAGAGGAAGAUCCAGGACUCCAUUUUGACACUUGAAGACAUGGGGCAAGUCGAGGCCUGUUUGAGGGAAGCUCGUGAAUGGGCCGAGGAGCAGCAGCCGACUCUGUCUGAAGCCAUGAAGAUGAGUCCCCCACCGGAGCUAGCGCAAAGUUUCCUCUUUGACCAUCUCAGUAUAUGCAGCGAGCUGGAAGCCAAGCAGCUUCUGCUGGCCCAGGCGAUGGGUGAUGCAGACAGAGUUUUAGCACAUCUGGGGCUAAAUGAAAGACAAAGACUGCAGCAGCUUAUCUCAGAGACGCAAGCAGAAGUAGAGUGCUUGAGCGUCAAAGUAGCUCAGCGUAGGAAACACCUUAGCAAGGCUUUCACCGAGAGAACACAGUUCUUGUUGGCUGUGAAUCAAGCGAUUACCUGGGUCCAGCAGAAUGAGAAGAAAGCACAAGCAGAAGAGUACAUAGCCCUUCUUCCUGACGACCUUUCAAAGCAGGUGAGAACAUGCCGGAACAUCCAGAGCAGUUUGAGAGCCUACCAGAGUGAGCUGACCUCCCUGUGGUCACAAGGCAGGGAUCUGAUGAAAGAUGCUUCUGAAGAGGAGAAGACAGAGAUGCUUCAUAAGCUCCAAGAACUGCAAAGUAUCUUUGAGGUUGCCCUGCAGAAGUGUAGCCAGAGGCUUCAGGACCUGGAAAAAGUGUUGGUGACUAGAAAAUACUUUAAGGCAGAUUUGGAGAAGAUAUGCCAAUGGUUGAAACAAGCCGAUAUUGUGACCUUUCCAGAGAUAAACCUCAUGAACGGAGAUGCAGAAUUAUGCUCACAGCUUACAAAAUACCAACAGAUAUUGGAUCAAGCUAUGGAAUUUGAGAACCUCCUGCUAACUGUGCAAAGGACAGGUCAAGAGAUACUUCCCACUCUCAAUGAAGUAGACCACUGUUACUUGGAUGAGAAAUUGAUUGCUCUUCCUCAACAGUACAAUAAUAUCUUGGGACUAGCUAAAGAGAAACAGGAGAAAAUACAGCAAGCCAUUCUUGCCCGACAAGAAUAUGCCUCCUUCAUUGAUGUUACCCACAAAGCACUUAAAGAACUUGAGGAACAGUUUCACAGCUUGGGGACGCAGCCAAUCGGCCUUAAGACUGAGGAAGUUGUAAGCCUUCAAGCUGACUACAAAGCCCUUCUGGAGGAGCUGACCAAUCUUGGGCAAGCUGUCGGUGAACUUAACCAAAAGAAAGAAGGAUUCCGAAGCACCGGUCAACCUUGGAUGCCUGAAGAAAUGACGCAACUGGUUAGCCUUUACAAUGGACUCAAAAGAUUAAUUGAACAGAGGGUAGAACACCUUGACGACACUCUUGAAUCUUUCGAGGACCAUCAAGCCAUGGCUAUGCAGGUUGACUCAGAGCUGAAAGCCACCAAAGAGCAACUGGUGAAAGUCAAUGCCGAGACACAGUCGGCUGAGGAGAGGUUGAAGAAUUAUCAUGCCCUAGCUGCUAGUCUUCAAGGUGCCAGCUCUCACCUCACUCGACUGAUGGAGCAGAUGGAUAACCUGGUAUCCCACAUGGAUACUGCUGCACAUGAGGUUUCAAAACAGCGGGUGACCUCUUGGCAGGAAGAGCUUCGGUCCUUACAGUCAUCUGUUGGAGAGCUUAUUGUGGAGUGUGAGAACAGGUUCGUGCAGAGUAAAGACUUUGAAACUGAAGUCAAUCGGACCUUAACCUGGCUCCAACAAAUCAAAGAUGAACUUGGCUCUGAGGUGGUGGUAGAUGUCAAAGUUGAGAAGGUCCAGGAAGAAAUCCGAAAGCAACAGAUCAUGCAAGAGGAAGUACAAUCAAGGCUGAGGAUAGUGGCAGCUUUGAGUACAAGAGAGAAACAGAAAUACACCAGUGCCAAUGAGCUUGUCCCUGCUCAUGUGGAUUCGAGUCUACAAGAGAUGGCCAAGCUGGAGGCUGAUGUUCAGCGUGCCCUAAGCUCUAAACAGAUUACAUUAGAGCAAGCUCUUGUCUUGUGCCAGAAGUACCACUCCAGAAUGCAAGCAGCAUGUGAGUGGCUUGAGGAUGCUGUGGGCUUUUUGCAGCAGGCCAGUCUUGGGGUGGAUGUAGAGAACUACGAGGAGUGUCUGAGGCAACAAGAGGACAUCAUGGCCACUGAGCAAGAGUUCCUGGGGGUUCUCGAGGAGCUGGAAUCUCUGCCACCGCAACUUGAAAACCUUGUCAACCCUACAGCCAAAGAGCAGCUUCGACUGAGUGUGGAGUCUGCACAGCAAAGAGGUGUGGAGGUCAGAGACCAGCUGCAGUGCCACCAAGACGUCUUAAACAGCUGUGUUGCUCAGUGGAAUUCUUACCAAGAAGCCAGACAGACAGUCAUUGACCUGAUGAAUGAGGUGGAGAAGAAGUUAACAGAGUUUUCCACAGCCAAGGCUGCAACAAACCAGGAAGCUGAAGAGAAACUUAGGAGCCAUAAGUCCUUAGUAUCAAUGGUGAACAGUUUCCAAGAAAAAUUGACCGGUCUGGAGGAGCAAGCAUCCCAGUUAGAGCAGAUUGGAAGUGACGCCAGUAAAGCAACUAUAAGUCGAUCCAUGACCACCGUGUGGCAGCGCUGGACCAGGUUACGCAGUGUAGCACGAGGCCAAGAAAGGGUGCUGGAGGACACGGCCCAUGAAUGGAGGACUUUCAGAGAAAAGAUGAUGAAGGUAAGAUCUCUAACGGAAGAAGUGAAGGGCCGUGUUCCUGAUUGCACCGCUGAAAAAGCCUCCAAAGCCACACUGCAGUCACAUCUGGACCAGUACGAGCUGGUUAGUCAGGAUCUGGAGAGGGAGCUGUCGUCUCUAACUCUCCUGAGACAGUACGCUCUUAGUCUGCUACAUGACGUGGAGGUGUCUGUGCCAACGGCUGAUCAUGAGCAGCUGCCAAGUCUGAAGGAGAUCAAAGCUGUGCAAGAUCAACUGGAGAGUCUCCUGCAGAAGGCCAGGGCAGGAAAAUCUCGGGUUCAGCAGGAGCUGUCAGACAGAGAAGGUGUAGAAAGAGGACUAAGUCUUGUCAAGAGCUGGAUCCAAGACUCCAGAGAGCUCCUGCUGAACCCCACGUCUGACUUGGACAUUCUGUCUCAAGAACUGGAGGUGAUGCACGGAGAGCUGAUCACUCACCGUCAGAAUGUGGACAAACUCGCAGAGCAGCAGCAAAGCAAAUACUUAGACCUGUACACUAUUUUACCAUCUGAGAUCUCAAUGCAGCUUGCUGAAGUAUCUCUGGCGCUGGGAUCCAUUGAGGAUCAGGUUCAAGCCAGGGAGAGAGACAUCCAGAAGUCUAGAGUAAUCAAAGAAGAGUUCAACUCCAGAAUUCAUGAUGUAUCUGAAAAAAUGAAGGCUGUCUCUACUGCUCUAAAGGAAAAGGCAACGGAUAUUGAUCAGGCCAAAGAUGAGGCCAGACGUCUCUGUGAUGAACUUGACUGCUGUGGAAGAACUCUUGCUGAGCUGGAGGCUGCGGUGCAGGAUUUUGGUCGCCGUAACCCUCUGAUAGCCAGACAGCUGGCUGAUGCUAUCGCUAAAUUACGAGAGAUCCAUCAUCACACUCUUCGACUGGCUGAUUAUAAGACUAUAUGGCUAAAGAAGGCUGAUGCACAUCUCGAUGAGUACAAUGAGAUGUUUGAGUUCAUAGUGAAGUGGACAGACCGAGCCAGGAGCCUGGUGAAGGCCAACAUCAUCUGGAACUCUUCCUCACACCUGCAAGAGCAGAUCAGGAUGUAUCAGGCUGUUCUGCGUGAGUCACGUGAGCUUCAUGGUGACCUGGACUCCAUGCAGGAGAAGGUGGAGAUCCUGUCUGAGACACUGCAGGUGGAGGCAAUGGGACAGCAGGUGUCAGAACUGAGCCGUCACACGGAAGAGCUAGAGCAGAGCAUCAGAUCACGACUGCAAAGUCUACAGGAUGCAGCAAAGGAUAUGGAGAAGUUUGAGAGUGAAGUGAAGGUCCUACAUGUGUCUCUGGACCAGGUUCAAGCGACUCUCACGUCUCCUGAACUGGCCCGACUGAGUCUAAAAGAGCAACUUGCUCAAAGACAGCGUUUGCUGGCAGACAUGGAGAGCUUCAAGCAGCAGGUGGAGGCCGUGCAGGAGUGUCAGAGCGCUCUGAGAGUCCCAGAGGAAGUGGUCACCAGUUUGUCCAUCUGUCGCACAGCUCUGAAUCUGCAGCAGGAGGCCAGUCAGCUGCAGCACACCGCCAUCCAGCAGUGCAACAUCCUGCAGGAGGCUGUGGUACAGUAUGAACAAUACGAACAGGAAGUGAAAAACCUGCAAGUUAUGAUUGAAGAUGCUCAUCGGGUCAUUCAGGACCAACCUGUGAACACCAGCAACAUCCAAGAGCUGCAGGCACAAAUUAACCAUCACGAGGAACUGGCUCAGAAAAUCAAGGGCUACCAGGAGCAGAUCGCGUCCCUAAACUCCAAGUGUAAGAUGCUGACGGUGAAAGCCAAACACGCCACCACACUCCUGACAGUGAGUGAAGCAGAGGGACUAACCGAGAGUCUGGAGGAGCUGGAUGGUGAACUCAUUAAAAGAAAAUCACAAGCGCAAGUCUCUAUGUCUGCUGGCCGCAGUCAGUCUCUCCUGUCUCCUGUGACCGAGGAGUCUGGAGAGGAGGGCGCCAGUGAGAUCUGCUCUCCUGCUUUCUGUCCAUCUCCUUCUAGCACUAACACUGAAGCUGUCAUUAGCAAGAUGUCCAUGGGAAGGUCAAGUCUCACCAGAGCGCCGGUCCAGGAGCUGUACAAUCCUGCACUGGAGUCUGUGGCCAGUUUAGAUGAUCUCCAGCGCUCAUGGGAGACCCUGAAAAAUGUGAUAAGUGAAAAGCAGAAGACGCUCUACGAGGCUCUGGAGAAGCAGCAGCGCUAUCAAGGCUCUCUCCAGUCCAUCUCCAGUAAAAUGGAGUCAAUCGAGACCAGAUUAAAUGAGCCACCAAUGCACGAUCUCAGUCCUGACAGACAAAUGAUCCUACAUCAGAAUCAGAUGGAAGAGAUCAUCAGACUGCAGGAUGAUAUCCAUGAGCUCCAGUCGAGCUUUACUGAAGAGCUCUACAAUCCUGAUUCUGUGGAUUCAGACUCUGCCGAUCAGCUGGCCAUGCAGUCCUCGCUCACUGUGCUGGCGGAGAGAAUGGCCACCAUACACAUGAAGGCUUCUGGAAAACGGCAAAUUCUUGAGGAGCGUCAGAGUGAGCGUGUGGAAAAGCAGCAGCAGGCGCAGGCUUUACAGCACUACCUCAACCAGGCAGACCAGCUCGACCAAUGGCUGAAGAGCACUCACGGUUACAUCACUUCCUGCUCUCAGGACUCAGAUGCAGAAGAACAACUCACAGACUGUCAGAACAUGCUGCUGGAGAUGGAGGAGAAGGUGCUGGCUCUCUCCGAGCUGUCCCGGCACAGCGAGAGUCUCCUGCUGGAGGGCCGGCCCGAGAACAGGGAGGACGCCGAGCAGCUGGCCCGGAAACUGCGCACGCUGAAGGGGAGCCUGCUGGAGCUGCAGAGGAUGCUGCAAGACAAGCAGAUCAACCUGCAGGCGACUUUAAUUUGGGAGGAGUUGAAAGGCCCUCAAAGAGCAAGUGAUUCUCUUCAGGAAGCAUCAGACUCGAGUGAAUCAGACUCCACUCUCUCUCAGAGUCCAAACAUGCAGGACUGGCUGGCCCAGGCCCGCACCACACGCAGCCUCCAGCACCAGGACACCCUCCAGAAACAGAAGGAGCUUGAAGAGCAACUCGCAGAGCAGAAGAAGCUGUUGAAGUCUGUAGCGAGUCGUGGAGAGGAGAUUCUCACACAGCAGGCGUCACCCGUCAGAGCCAGCGCGACAGAGACGCUUUCUCCUGAUGUAGAGCUGGAAGGAGACAGUGAGGCUGUGAAAAAGCAGAGGAGAAAGAGAUGGGAAAGCCUGAAGAAAGACAUGACCACCAAAUUACAGCUCCUUAUGAACACCCUGGAGCAGGACAGCAAACAACCGUUUUACUCCAGAACUGCUUGUGUGAAGACAGCAGCUCCAGUUUACAAGAGAGAGACACACGUCCAGGACAAGUCCAACCUGAUGUCCCUGCACAAUGGAUUCAGUCAGACAAUACAGGAAAUGACACCUCAGGCCACAGAGCGAGAGGUCAUUCUGAUGGAGCAGCAGCUUUAUUCAGCCGUCACAGCCACUUCUUCUUGGGUGGAUGAUGUGGAGAACACACUGUUUUCUGGCCCUGCGCUGCUCACGGAGAACGCAGACACACAACUCUCCAACCACGAGACUCUGGGUAAAGAAGUGACGGAGGUGACGCAGGAGGUGGGACACACUCAGGGGUUGAUCAAAGGAUCUGUGGGUCUGUCUGAGGACGAGCAGAGCCUGAUGAAGGACACUCUGGACUGCCUGACCCGACGCCUCGGAGCCCUGGACUCAGCUCUGGACCGCCGCUGUGACUCCAUGCGGAGCAGAAUGAGGGAACUCAGCGCUUUCCAGACGGAGCUGCAGCGUCUCUUUACAGCUCUCAGUGAAAGCAAGUUUCAGAUUAUCCAGAAAAUGGCAGGAGUUCUUGACCACACAACAACUAAACAGAUUGAAACCAUUGCAGAGGCAGAGGAGACACUGAAAGACUUUGAGCACAGAAUAACAGAGCUGAAAGCCAGAGGGGCGGAGCUACAGCCAGACCAGUUCUCCACCAAUGAGCUGCUGAAACUCCAGGAUGCUUAUGAGGAGCUAGUGAUGACGGUGGGCUCGAGGCGGAGUGGACUUAACCAGAAUAUGGCUCUGAAGAAUCAGUAUGAACGAGUUCUGCAAGAUCUGAUUGAUCUGGUGGACACAGCUCAGGAUAAGAUGACAGCUGACCAGAAGAUGAUCGCCGCCUCAGUAGAGGACGUGCACAACCUUCUAGACAAACACAAGGAGUUUUUCCAAGGCUUAGAGUGGCACAUGGUCCUUACCGAGACGUUUUACAAGAAAAGUAGUGCCUUUGUUUUGCCGCGUGAGCGUCAGACUCUUGAAGAGACGCUGGCUCGUGCUCAGGAUGUGCUGAAACAAGCGCAUAAAAAAGGAGUUGAGCUGGAGUGCGUCUCUGAGACAUGGAGUCGUCUAGUUUUGGACUAUCAGACACUGUACCGACUGCUAGAGGUUGUGGAGGGGAGUCUGCCGAGCGUCGGACUGGUGGAAGAGACAGAGGAGAGACUUAAUGAAAGAAUACAGCUAUAUCAGGCUCUAAGAUCCAGUCUAACGGAGCACCAACACAAGCUCCAUCAGGUUCUGGAGGAGGGAAAACAUCUUCUGUCGUAUGUGAGCUGCUCGAGUCUGGAGAACCAGCUGACGGUUUUAGGAGAACACUGGCUCAACAACACGACUAAAGUCAACAAGGAGCUGCAGAACCUCCAGUCCAUGUUGAAGCAUUUAACCAGGUAUAAGAGUGAGUCUGGUGAACUGAGCCGCUGGUUACUGGAGGCUUUGGAGCGUUUGGAGUUCUGGAACACACAGUUUGUUGCAGGACCUCAGGAGCUGGAGACUGUUAAAGGCCAGCUGUCGGCUUUUCUGGAGUUCAGCAAAGAGGUGGAGGCUCGCUCCAAUCUCAAGGCCUCAGUGCUGAAUGAGGGAAACCAGCUUCUCAGGCUGAAAAAGAUGGACACGGCGUCUUUGCGGGCUGAACUGGCCUGUCUGGACUCUCAGUGGUCUGAACUGCUUUCCCGCAUUCCCAUAGUUCAAGAGAAACUCCACCAGUCUCAGAUGGAUAAGCUGGCAUCCCGUCAUGCUAUAACAGAGCUGGUCAACUGGAUUUCGCUGAUGGAGAGAGUGAUAGAAGAGGAUGAGGAGAAUCUGAAAGGGGCUGUCGGGUCAAAGGUCAUUCAAGAGUACCUGCAGCGAUAUAAGGGCUUCAGGGUGGAUGUGAACUGCAAACAGCUCACUGUGGACUUUGUUAACCAGUCAGUGCUCCAGAUCAGCGGUGCGGACGUCGAGAGCAAGCGCAGUGAUAAAACUGAUUUUGCUGAAAAACUGGGCGCCAUGAACUGCCACUGGCAGAUCCUGCAGACACGCAUCACAGAGAGGGUGCAGUAUCUGGAAGGCUUGUUGACAUCUUGGGUGGAAUAUGAGGGUAAGGUUCAGGGUCUGCAGGCGUGGCUGGAUGCUCAAGAAGAAAGGCUCAAGAGGAAACACAGGAUUGAGAACUUAUCUUCUGUGCAAAAUGCACUCAAAGACUGCCAGGAGAUGGAGGUGAUGGUGAAGGAGAAAGAGAGAGAGCUGGAGAGAGUGGAGGAACAGGCCUGUGCUCUCGUCCAAAACAAGACGGACGAGGCCUGUGCUGUCGUGAUGGAGUCUCUACGAGCCCUCAACAACACAUGGGCCAAUCUGGACCACCUGAUCGGGCAGCUCAAGAUCAGCCUGAAGUCUGUCCAGGACAAGUGGAAUCAAUACAAACAAGCGUCUGAGGAGAUUAACGGGUACCUGACGGAGGGCCGCUACUCUGUGUCCCGCUACCGUCUGCUCACGGGCUCUCUGGAGGCGUCACGACUGCAGGUGGAGAGUCUGCAGAACCUGCAGGAGGAGCUUGAGAAACAGGAAAGCAGCAUGAGAAAGUUUGGAUCGGUCACACUUCAGCUUCUGGAGGAGUGUCACCCGUCUGUGUCUGACACACUCAAUAACACACUCAAAGACAUCAAUGCUAGGUGGAGCAGUCUACAGGAGGAGAUCGUGGAGCGUCUGAAGAGCAGUAAAGCUCUCCUGCAGCUCUGGCAGAGCUAUAAAGAUCUUUAUGGACAGAGCGACUCCAGCGUUCAGACACUGGAGGAGAAAGCCAACCAGAUGCUAAAGACAGCUAGCCAUAAAGACAUCACAGAGGAGGAGGUGUCUGCCUGGAUUCAAGACUGUGCUGAGCUACUGCGCUCUCAGGCUCCGGUUCAGGCGUCUCUGCAGGUUUUAAUGGAGUUAGGAGAACAGCUCAAGCAGCAGGUGGACACAUCCGCUGUGGCCUCCAUCCAGUCAGACCACCUAUCUCUCACCCAGCGCCUCAGUGUGGUGGAGCAGAGCCUGAGUCGACAGCAGGUGGCGCUGCAGGCUGGAGUUCGGGACUAUGAGACGUUUAAUGAGCAGCUGGACUCUCUGUCCCGCUGGAUUGUGGAAGCUGAGGAGGUUCUGAAAGGACAAGAUCCCAAUGGAUCAUCUGACCAGUCACUGAUCCAAGACCGCAUGGAGGAUCUAAAGAAACAGAUGCUAAAGUUCAGCAGUAUGGCUCCUGAUCUGGAGAGACUGAAUGAACUGGGUUACAGACUCCCACUGAACGACUCUGAGAUCAAGCGCAUGCAGAACCUCAACAGAAGCUGGUCCACAACUUCAGCUCAGACCACCGAGAGAUUCUGUAAACUUCAGGCGCUGCUUCUCCAGCAGCAGACAUUUCUGGAGAAGUGUGAGACAUGGAUGGAGUUCUUGGUGCAGACGGAGGAGAAACUGGCCGUGGAGAUUUCCGGAAACUUCCAGAGCCUGAUGGAGCAGCAGAGAGCUCAUGAGCUGUUUCAGGCCGAGAUGUUCAGCAGACAGCAGAUCCUUCACUCCAUCAUCAGUGAUGGACAACACAUGCUGGAGCAGGGACAGGUGGAUGACAGAGAUGAGUUCAAGCUGAAGCUGGCUCUGCUCAGUAACCAGUGGCAGGGUGUGGUGAGACGGGCACAGCAGCGACGGGGCAUCAUCGACAGUCUCCUGCGCCAGUGGCAGCGCUACCGGGAGAUGGUGGAAAAGCUUCGCAAGUGGCUGCUGGAGGUCAACCAUCAGACCCAGAGCCUGCAGGCGGGGACACCAGUGCCACUGCAGCAGGCACGAGCCAUGCUGGAUGCAGUUCAGCUCAGAGAGAAGGUUCUGCUGAGACAGCAGGGAAGUUACAUUUUGACAGUGGAGGCCGGCCGACAACUGCUUCUGUCUGCUGAUUCUCGAGCUGAAGCCGUUCUACAAGAGGAGCUGCUCAACAUUCAGGAGCGCUGGAGAAAUGCCAACAUCCGCCUGGACGAGCAGAAGAAGGAACUGGCCGUCCUGCUCAGGGAUUGGGAGAGAUGUGAGAAAGGAAUCGGAGGAUCUCUGGAGAAGCUGAGAGCUUUUAAACGACAGCUUUCACAGCCGCUGCCAGAUCGCCACGAGGAGCUGCAGGCGGAACAGAUGCGCUGCAAGGAUCUGGACAGCAUGUUUGACGGCUGGAAGGAGGAUUUGACACAUCUGACGGUGCUGAGAGAGUCUCUGUCCAGCUACAUCAGUCUGGAUGAUCUACGUGUGCUGCAGGAACGCAUCGAGCUGCUGCACCGCCAGUGGGAGGAGAUCUGUCACCAGCUGUCUCUGCGCAGACAGCAGGUGAGCGAGAAGAUGAAUGAAUGGGCCAUCUUCAAUAACAAAUACAAGGAGCUGUGUGAAUGGCUGACACAAAUGGAAAGCAAAGUGUCCCACAAUGGAGACGUCAGCAUCGAAGAGAUGAUUGAGAAACUGCGCAAGGACUAUCAGGAGGAGGUGUCUGCGGCUCAGGAGAACAAGCUCGAACUCCAGCAUCUGGGUGAACGAUUAGCUCGAGCCAGUCAUGAGACCAAAGCCUCUGACAUUGAACACAAACUUAGCAAAGUCAACGAGCGCUGGCAGCACCUGCUCGACCUCAUAGGAGCCAGGGUGAAGAAGCUGCGGGAGACUUUGGUGGCCGUUCAGCAGCUGGAUAAGAACAUGAACAGUCUGCGCUCUUGGCUUGCUCACAUCGAGACUGAACUGUCUCGUCCCAUCGUCUACGACACCUGCGACUACCAGGAGAUCCAGAGGAAACUCGAUCUGCAGCAGGAGCUGCAGAGAGACAUUGAGAAGCACAGCACUGGUGUGGCGUCUGUGCUGAAUCUGUGUGAGGUUUUACUGCACGACUGCGACGCCUGCGCGACAGAUGCGGAGUGCGACUCCAUCCAGCAGGCAACACGCAGCCUGGACCGCCGCUGGAGGAGCAUCUGCGCCAUGUCCAUGGAGAGGAGAAUCCGGAUUGAGGAGACGUGGCGUCUCUGGCAGAAGUUUCUGGAUGAUUACUCUCAUUUCGAGGAGUGGCUGAUGUUGUCGGAGAAAACAGCCGCUUUGCCAAACUCUUCAGGUGUCCUUUACACUAUUGCCAAAGAGGAGCUCAAGAAAUUCGAGACGUUCCAGCGGCAUGUGCAUGAAAGUUUGACACAGUUGGAGCUGAUCAACAAACAGUAUCAGCGACUGGCACGUGAGAAUCGCACCGAUGCAGCCUGUAGUCUGAGAGAAAUGGCCCACAAUGCCAAUCAGCGCUGGGAUAACCUGCAGAGAAGAGUGUCAUCCGUCCUCCGGAGACUGAAGCACUUUAUCAGUCAGAGAGAGGAGUUUGAGACGGCGCGGGACUGCAUCCUGGUCUGGCUGACGGAGAUGGACCUGCAGCUUACCAACAUUGAGCAUUUCUCUGAGUGUGAUGUCCAGGCCAAAAUCAAACAGCUCAGGGCGUUCCAGCAGGAGAUCACACUGAACACGGGCAAGAUCGACCACAUAUUCCUGCAGGGUGAAGCUCUUCUGGAGAAAAGUGAGCCGAUCGAUGCUGCUGUGAUCGAGGAGGAGCUGGAGGAGCUGCAGAGAUACUGCCAGGAGGUGUUUGGACGUGUGGAACGAUACUACAAGAAACUUAUACGAUUACCGCUGACGGACGAUGAGCAUGACGUCUCGUUCUCAGACCGGGAGUUUGAUCUGGAUGAAGCUGCUGACGUGUCCAGCUUCCCCUGGAGCGAGCGUUUGGGGGAUGGUUUUCUGUCUCCUCUGCCAUCCUCCAGCCGAUCUGCUCCGCUGCGGGCCGAACGCUCUGGUCGGGACACUCCGGCCAGCGUCGACUCCAUCCCACUGGAGUGGGACCACGAUUAUGACCUGAGCCGUGGUCUGGAGAGCGCCAGCAGGGCCCUCUCCUCUUCCGAAACAGGAGAUCAGGCAGAGGAUGAUGGGUACCUGCAGGGCUCAGCAUCUGCACUCUCAGAUGUAGUGAUUCCAGAGAGCCCUGAGGCGUUUCUAAAGCUUACUGAGCAAACUCUGAGAUCCAGCGCUGGUGACGCCGGAUCUCUGGAGACUCACAUCCGACAGCUGGAUAAAGCUCUGAACACCAGCUGUUUCCACCUGCAGCAGACGGAGAACAUCAUACGCAGCCGAACGCCCACCGGCCCCGAGCUGGACGCCACAUACAUGGGUUAUAUGCGUCUCCUUGAAGAAUGUCGUGGCAGUAUUGAUGCUGUAAAGCGGGUGGGAUUUGAGCUGAAAGAUGAAGACGACAAGAUAUCAGGCUUCGUCAAUCCCAACAGCUCAGAGUCCCAAACAUCAGGAGUGAUCGAGCGCUGGGAGCUUCUGCAGGCUCAGGCUCUCAGUAAAGAGAUGCGCAUGAAGCAGAACAUGCAGCAGUGGCAGCAGUUCAACUCCGACCUGAGCAGCAUCUGCAGCUGGCUGGACCAGACAGAAGAAGAGCUGCAGCAGGAGCGGGGACUGGACCUCGGAACAGAUAUACAGACCAUUGAGCUGCGCAUCAAGAAGCUUAAGGAGCUGCAGAAAGCUCUGGAUAAGCGUAAGGCCAUCGUUCUGUCCAUAAACCUCUGCAGUGCUGAGUUUGUGCAGUCAGACAGCGAGGAGGCUCGAGAACUGCAGAGGCGGCUGAAGGAGAUGAACAACCGCUGGGAGAAACUCAGCAGCUCUCUGGACGAGUGGAGGACUGCGCUCCAGCAUGCACUCAUGCAGUGCCAGGAUUUCCAUGAGAUGAGUCACGGUCUGCUUCUGUGGCUGGAGAACAUCGAUCGCAGGAGAAAUGAGAUCGUCCCGAUUGACCACACUCAGGACAGCGACACCCUACAAGAGCAUCACAAAACACUGCUGCAAAUCCGACGGGAGCUGCUGGAUACGCAGGUGAAGGUGGCGUCUCUGCAGGACAUGUCCCUUCAGCUGCUGGUUCACUCUGAGGGCAGCGACUGUCUGGAGGCCAAAGAGAAGGUGCAUGUGAUCGGGAACAGACUCAAACUGUUGCUGAAGGGGGUGACCAGAGACAUCCGAGAACUGCAGAAAACACUGGACAUCAGCAGCAGUCAGCAGGAUUUAUCCUCCUGGUCAUCUGCUGAUGAUCUGGAUACAUCUGGAUCUCUGAGCCCUGUGUCUGGACGCAGCACACCGAGCCGCCAGCGACCGCCACGGGGCAAAAGUAGUGUGUCAGAGCCUGGAGCCUGUGUGAGCAGUCUACUUCACAGCAGGUCUCUCAACGCCGCUGGAUCCGCUUUCUCCCAUUCUGAAGAUGAAGAGCGGCCAUCUUGGUGCAGAAGCUUCCUGAAGCGGGUCUUCUGGGCCGCGCUGCCCCUGCAGAUCAUCCUGCUGCUGGUGCUGAUUGUGGCCUGUCUUGUGCCUACGUCUGAGGAUGGCUACAGCUGUGCCCAACUCAACAACUUCGCCCGCUCCUUCCACCCAAUGCUCAGCUACACCAACGGCCCUCCGCCAAUAUGAGCCAAUAUGAUGGGUUUCUCGAAAUUGACAACUGCCAAAAAUGGAGGUUGGCAGCCAAAGUGAAUUAUUACGGUGUCCUUGUACAGCUGCUAAUCUUACCGUCAUCAAAAGUCUUGUGUAGAUGUUAGAACAAAGCCUAUUGCACUGAAAUCUGCUGUGUUAGUGCUACUGAUGUUCUUCCAUAUUUUGAUAUUAAGGAGGAAGCUAGAGCGUAACUCAACACUGGUAUUGUUACUGUAAAGGCACUUUCAGUCUUUCUUAAUCAUAAAAAAACGAAAACAAAAACUGAAAUGUGCGUGCGUCUUUCAGUAUACUUGUAAAAAAGAGAAAAUGAAAAAUAUAUGAACUCUAUAUUGCAAUUAUUUUUUAUAUGUAUUUUUGGCAUGUGGUCAUCCUUUGGUUUUAAAAAACGCUCAUUGAUUUUAUCGAAUUUGUUGUCGGUUUUUAAUUUUUGAUCUUAACUAAUCUGCUGUAACGUUGAGUUUAAUUGUGUCACGAUACUAUACUUUACUCUAUGUAAACCACUGAUGUCGAAGAAAAGGAUAUUUAUGUAUGUACAGAGUUUGCUGAGGCCUAAGAAACCUUCGCAAUGAAAACAUAUAUGAUAUAUACACAUAACCUAAUGAUUCAUAUUUUUCAUUACGAUUAAAGAUUGAAUGACAAUAACUGUU